Chlamydomonas reinhardtii is the source of this 2440-nucleotide messenger RNA. RefSeq lists its product as uncharacterized. Lineage: Eukaryota; Viridiplantae; Chlorophyta; Chlorophyceae; Chlamydomonadales; Chlamydomonadaceae. Gene Ontology annotation, molecular function: ABC-type transporter activity; ATP binding; ATP hydrolysis activity. The transcript is spliced from 16 exons. Gene Ontology annotation, cellular component: membrane. The coding region runs from base 386 to 2275 and encodes 629 amino acids. The record is from RefSeq and is a predicted model, not a curated record.
GGGAAGUUCCAACUUCUGGUUUUGAGGCAGGCCAGUGGUUCCUGGCCUGUGUGUAUUCGUAUUUAAAAUCAUUAUACAAGCUUUCUGCCAUUUUGCGGGGCGUUUGGGCCAGCUCUUGCAGCUACAAAAUACAAAGCGGUUUUUCGCUGUCACAUGUCCCCUCUGAGGGCCCGUUUGCUGAUUGGAGAGGCGCUUCCAGCGUAUUCUGCCCCUCUAGCAAUACUUAUCUCGGCCCUUCACAUAGGACUGGUCUAACCGUCUGAAAGCAAAGUUGCUAACUGACUCAGGAGGGUCGGCGCUCUGCGCCUUGAUUGAUUUUCGCACGCAGACUCCCUUGAGCACCCUGUUCAGGCGCGCGCUGUGAUUUGGAGCGCACUUAGAGGUGAUGCACGUCGCUGUGGAGGUCGAGCUGCCCGGGCUACCCGAGGAAUCCCCCAUCGGCGCCCAGUCCAACAGAGCCGGCGAAGCACCCGAGAACAAUGGCGCCGAACGCAACGCGACAAUUGCUGGAAGCAUUGGCGAGCCACACCCGGUGGACCUGGCGUGGAAGGGCCUGACCGUGACCAGCCGCAAGACGCAGCGCGCGCUGCUCUCCAAUGUCGCGGGUGCCAUCACAGACGGUUUCUACGCAAUCAUGGGUCCGUCUGGGUCCGGCAAGUCCACGUUGCUCAAUGCUCUGGCCUGCCGUCUAGAUCAUGGCGUGAAACUGGAGGGCGAGCUGAAGCUGAACGGCCAGAACUACAGCCACGCCGAGCUGAAAAAGGUGUCGGGCUACGUGAUGCAGGACGACUUGCUGAACGCGCACCUGACGGUGGAGGAGACGCUGCGCUACACGGCCGAGCUGCGUCUGCCGCGCACCACCACCCCCGAGGAGCGCCAGGAGCGCGUGCAAACGGUGAUGGAGCAGGUGGGGCUGGCGCACGUGCGUAACGUCAUCGUGGGCAGCCCCAUGAAGAAGGGCAUCAGCGGCGGCGAGCGCAAGCGCCUGUGUGUGGCCAUGGAGUUGCUGACGCGGCCCAAGUUGCUGUUCCUGGAUGAGCCCACCUCCGGCCUGGACAGCGUCACAGCUCUGUCGCUGUGCCGCCUGCUGCGCCGCCUGGCCAUGACCCGCACCUGCACCGUCGUCACUACCAUCCACCAGCCCCAGGCCAAGAUCUUCCACCUGUUUGACCAGCUGCUGCUGCUCAACCGCGGCACCAUCGUGUACCAGGGCCCGGCCCAGGACGCACUGGACUUCUUCGACCGCUCUGGCUUCCCCUGCCCCGCACACGAGAACCCCGCCAACCACUUCCUGGACGUGAUCACGCCCAACCUCAACGACUCAGUCGAGUCUCUGACAGCUAAGGAGGAGAGCCUGAAGAGGCACUACCAGCCGCCGCCGGUGCAGCACCUGCUGGAUAACCCGCGGCCCCUGGUGCUGCCGCGGGACAGCACGCCGUGGCACAAGCAAUUCCGUGUGCUGCUGCGUCGCUCGCUGAAGGAGGUGUGGCGCAAGCGCAACACCACAUUAAUGCUUCUGUUCCUGACCGUCAUUAUGGCGGUGCUCGUGGGCACUGUGUUCUUGCAAAUUGGCACGGACCAGAAGUCGGCUGUGCGCCGCCAACCCGUGCUGUUCUUCUGUGUCGUCAAUCAGGGUAUGUUCGGCGCCCUUAUUGUCAUCAACAGCUUCCCAGCGGAGCGCAUGCUCAGCCUGCGGGAGCGCGCGGCCGGCACCUACCACGUGUCCGCCUACUUCCUGGCCAAGAUCACGGCGGAGGCGCUAUCGCAGCUGCCGGCGCCCAUCCUCUUCUCCUGCAUCGUGUACUUCCUGGUAGGGCUGCAGCCUGUGGCGGCGAAAUUCUUCAUCUUCAUGGGCUUCAUGAUCCUUUGCAGCGUCGCCGCGACGUCCCUGGCCCUGGCGGUGUCGGCUCUGGCGCGCACCACAGACAUGGCCGUGACCAUCCUGCCGCUGGUGCUGGAGGUUUGCCGUCUGUUUGGCGGGUUCUACCUCAGCCCGCGAAACCUGCCCACGUACUUUUCCUGGCUGGACGCGCUGACGUACGUCAAGUACACGUACGUGGGCAUCUCCCUCAACGAGCUGGACGGCUUGGCGCUGACGUGCACCCCCGCGCAGCUGGACGCGGCGGGCAGGUGCCCCAUCACCAGCGGCCAGCAGACCAUCGAUGCGCUGGGUCUGGACUAUCUGACCAUGGGCCAGUGCGCCGGCAUCCUGGUCGCCUACAUCUCCAUCUGCUGCGGCGCCGCCUACCUGGGCGUGCGCUUCCUAAAGCACUAAAACAAGCAAAAGCUGCCGUAUUGCAUUAUUAUGUACUCCAACGCGCUGAACGCUGCUACCCUGCUGCUUCUCCGCACUGUGGCAUUUGGAAGGCACUGCUGAUAUAUACACACACGCACGUUGUCUGCGGUGGACGGAGCACAACCCAUACAAUUCACCUGCCGC